ACACUAGGCACUGGGCAAAUAUUUAGUGAAAAUACAAUCAUGCCCUCCCAAUUUCCUUGAUAACUUAACUUUACCAGUAGAAUCUAUGUCAAUUUACUCGCAACUGGUACGUCGAGACCCAAAAAACGGACCAGACCUUUAUUAUACUUGUAUGUAGUAAAAUACGUCGUGAACCAUUUUUGGGUCACACUUGUUUUAGAGGAAAAAAUUGUCCCUGUUAAUCUGUGAGCUUUUAAUAAUAAUCAAGCUUGAAAUUAUCCUCAACAACAUAUAUGCUUAUUUGCUAAAAUCAGGAAUCAGGGUAAAAGUCUUUAAACUAUUUAUUCGGAAUUUAUUUAAUUUACUUCGCACAUCCGGGUUGUCCACGUGUAAGCAUUCAUAUUAUUGUACGUGUAGUUGUGGGAUACUUUAAAAAAAAUUAUAUAAAUUGAUAUAUAUUAUUGUAUUUCAGAAUGACCACGGCGUGUGCAGAAGCCGACUGACCAUCAGCAUGUGUCCGGACACAUGUGGCGUGUGCUCCUCUGUCAACAGCACCGCCUGUGUUGACGUCACAGACUGCCAGAACCUCAUCCAGAACGACCCAGACUAUUGCAAAAGCCAGAAUGCAGUCUUACAGUGCUCCAAAGCCUGCAACCUUUGUGAAAAGCUCAUAGACUCGAUCCUCCUGAGCAUCCUCCAGACGAACACAGGAACCAAUCAACCAGCAGCUAUGACCACGCCCACAUCAGCUGUGAACUGUGAGGACUUGAACAACGUCACCUGUGACCACCUGGCCCCUAUGUGUAUCCAGACUUUCCUCAACGUUCUUUGUCCAGACCGGUGCAAUGCCUGCUUCUAGCACAAGAACAACUCAACGGCAGGAUCAUGAUUCCAUUUCUUACUCCCUAGGAAUCCAUGCAUUGUUGCUUUAAACAUUUCAAGAGUGAAAUCUAAAAAAGCUCAGGAUGGUGGGGUGGGGAGGGAGGAGAAAUAAAGCCUGCUUCUGCUCAAAAACAGCUGAAUGACAUGAUUAUAAUACAUGUAUUUCAUCUUU
Messenger RNA from Aplysia californica (California sea hare), 1033 nucleotides. RefSeq lists its product as uncharacterized. The transcript is spliced from 3 exons. The record is from RefSeq and is a predicted model, not a curated record. Lineage: Eukaryota; Metazoa; Mollusca; Gastropoda; Aplysiida; Aplysiidae. Bases 491 to 838 code for a protein of 115 amino acids.